AUGCUUGUGAGUGGAGGCUCCGGCCAACAUGAGCCUCCCGAGCCCAGAGCGCGUCCACAGCAUCAGCCCAAACCCGCGUGCACCCUCCUCCCUUUCUCUCUCCCUCCCUCACUCCCUCCCUUCGUCCACGAGCCUCAGCCGCACCGCCUCUCCCGCGCCAGCCAGGGGGACAGCUCCUGCAGUUCCCACGGUGACGGUUGCCGAGCACCGGCCUGCCCCAUGGAGGAAGCCCAAGGCAACACGCUGGUCGUCCGCAUCGGCAUCCCCGACCUGCAGCAGACGAAAUGCAUGAAGUUUAAUGUGGAAUCACCUAUCUGGCUGUCUAAACAGCGCAUCCUUUGCGCCUUGAACCAGAGCCUAAAAGAUGUUCUGAACUAUGGCCUGUUUCAACCUGCACACAAUGGAAAAGCGGGCAAGUUUCUGGACGAACAGCGGACUCUGAAGGAGUACCCACUUCCCUCUGUCACUCCCAUACCAUACCUAGAGUUUCGCUAUAAGAGGCGUGUGUACACACAGACCCACCUGGACGACAAGCAGCUGGCUAAACUGCAUACUAAGGCUAACUUGAAGAAGUUUAUGGAGAAUGUUCAGCAGAGGAAUACCGAGAAGGUUUCAAAGUUUCUGGAGAAAGGCCUCGACCCAAAUUUCCAUGACCCGGAGAGUGGGGAGUGUCCAUUAACGAUGGCAGCUCAGUUGGAAGGCUGUGCAGAGCUCAUUAAGGUUUUGAAGGGUGGAGGAGCUCACCUGGACUUUAGAACCAGAGAUGGCAUCACCGCUCUCCACAAAGCUGUGCGCACAAAAAACCAUACAGCUCUAAUAACGCUGCUGGACCUGGGUGCGAGCCCGGACUAUAAAGACAGUCGGGGUUUGACUCCCUUGUACCACAGCUCCAUGGUGGGAGGUGACCCCUACUGCUGUGAACUGCUCCUGCAUGACCACGCUCAGGUGGGCUGUGUGGAUGAAAACGGCUGGCAGGAAAUCCACCAGGCCUGUCGUCAUGGCCACGUGCAACAUCUGGAGCAUCUUCUUUUCUAUGGAGCCGACAUGAGUGCGCAGAAUGCUUCUGGAAACACUGCCCUACACAUCUGUGCCCUCUAUAACCAGGAUAGCUGUGCACGUGUUUUGCUGUUCAGAGGAGCGAAUAAAGAGAUAAAGAACUACAACAGCCAAACUGCCUUCCAGGUGGCGAUUAUAGCUGGGAAUUUUGACCUGGCGGAAAUAAUAAAAGUUCACAAAGCAUCAGAUGUUGUGCCUUUCAGGGAAACGCCUUCCUACACAAACCGCCGGCGCGUGACAGUAGGAGGUGGAACUCUGACCUCAUCACGCUCCCUACUUCGUUUCGCCUCCGAGAACAACCUGAACGGGGCCGAGACAGGUACUGCCCACUCUCCCGUGCCCUCUCUGCGCAGUCUGCCCCCUUUGGCACCCCCUGGAGGGGAGGCUGCGGCUGACGGUAGCCUCCAGAGCACCGGCAGCUCCCGUUCCUCUCAUUCGCGCUCGCCUUCUCUGCACCGUGUCAGCGAGGAACCCGACCCAAACGUCCUGCGCAGACAUCCCACAUACACACACGGGCGCGGCCGCCUCAGCCCUGGGACGGUGCAGCGGGACGUCAGCCCUCCGCCCGCCGGGCCCUCGCACACGCUCGCCGGCGCCCGCGGGCCCAAGCGGAAACUCUACAGCGCCGUGCCCGGGCGCACCUUCAUCGUAGUGAAGCCCUACACACCCCAGGGAGAAGGAGAGAUCCAGCUGAACCGUGGAGAAAGGGUCAAAGUGCUCAGUAUAGGAGAAGGGGGUUUUUGGGAGGGCACGGUCAAGGGGAGGACUGGAUGGUUUCCUGCAGAGUGUGUGGAGGAAGUACAGAUGAGACAGUAUGACCCUCGACUAGAAACAAGAGAGGAUCGUACGAAGAGGCUGUUCAGACAUUACACUGUGGGCUCCUACGACAAUUUCACCUCCUACAGUGAUUACAUCAUUGAGGAGAAAGAUGCCAUGCUGCAGAAGAAAGAGAAUGAAGGCUUUGGAUUUGUCCUGCGGGGAGCGAAAGCGGAGACACCCAUUGAAGAAUUUACCCCCACGCCUGCCUUCCCUGCACUGCAAUAUCUGGAGUCGGUUGACGUGGAGGGUGUGGCCUGGAGGGCGGGGCUAAGGACAGGUGACUUCCUCAUCGAGGUGAACGGAGUGAACGUAGUGAAGGUGGGCCAUAAGCAGGUGGUUUCCCUUAUCCGGCAAGGUGGAAGUAAUCUGCUGAUGAAAGUGGUCUCGGUGACACGCAAACCAGAAACAGAGGACGUGGUCAGGAAAAAAGCACCACCACCACCCAAGAGAGCACCCAGUACCACGCUCACGCCAAGGUCCAAGAGCAUGACUGCUGAGCUUGAGGAGCUGGCAUCUGCAAGGAGAAGGCGAGGAGAAAGACUAGAUGAAAUCUUGGCCUCACAGGAGUCAGCAAUGAGGCCACAAGUGGAGGCAGACUACAGAGCAGCCACGGUGAAGCAACGACCAACCAGCCGCCGAAUUACACCAGCAGAAAUCAGUUCUCUUUUCGAGCGGCAAGGUCUUGCUCUUCGUGGUCCCAUUCACCCAGCCCUGGAAAAAGCCCAUAUUCAGCUGCCCAAAGGCAUGUCCAGAACCAAGUCCUUCGGAGCUACUGAGGAGGACCGUCUGUCUGCCCUGGCGGCGGAGCACAGGUUUCCAAGGAGCUCCUCGAUGACAGACACCCUGAGAGACAGUCACAGCAUCCCUCCUCCACCUCAGACGGCACCACCUCCUCCACCCUCACUCUACUACCUGGACAUGGGUCCACCUCCACCUUUCUGCCCACCCCCUCCUCCGAGCCGUGUUCAUGACCCCAGUCGCUCCAGCUUUAAGCCAGGUUCAGAGCCCCGACUGCAUGGCUUACCACAGACAAUGUCCGCUGAGCUGUAUGAACCCCCACGCCACAGUGCCCAUAUAGAGCGACAGAAGAAGGCCCAUUCCAUGAUUCUCCUACAAGACUCGUCCCACCAUCCUGUAGAGCCCACAGACAUCCCACGACCUGGCCAAGCAUCCACCCCACCAGAGAGAAUCAAGCGCAAAGGACGUGUUAUUGACAACCCUUACGCUAAUGUGGGCCAGUUCAGCAUGGGCCUGUACACUCCACCACCCAGCAAGCCACAGCGCAGAAAGAGCCCACUAGUAAAGCAACUGCAGGUGGAGGAUGCCCAAGAGCGAGCAUCGCUGGCACUAGCUUCAGUCCACUCCAGGGAGCAUUCACCCACAGGCAGACUGGCAGCUCAUCAUACUAGCAGAGCAGAGUACUACCAGCAGCAGCUACUACAGGAGCGCAGUCGAGCGCAAGCUGAGGGUAUACUGCAUGGCAAAGGGCAUUUUGCUUCUGCAGUUGCUGGUGCUGCCAAGGAUAGGGAGCAGCGUCUUGAGGAGCGAAGAAAAUCCACAGUCUUCCUGUCUGUGGGCACCAUGGAAGGCAGCUCAGCCCCACCGCUGGAAUCCCCCUUACUCACACAGUCUCAUUCUGUUGAUGAACGGCUGCUCACCAGUGAACUAGGUCAGCUGCCUCCCCCGGCUGUGGCCCUGCGCCCCUCUCCAAGCGGCACAACUUUCAUCCACCCACUGACAGGGAAGCCCCUUGACCCCAACUCCCCUUUGGCACUUGCGCUGGCCGCAAGGGAACGGGCUUUAACUUCCCAGAGCCAAUCCCCUGCUAGCAGCCCUGAGCCUAGGACUAAGCAUGAGGCUGCUGGUGGGGUGCUGUUCAUGGACACCCAGACCAAAGAGGCUGAGGGUGAGAGGGAUCUACCAUCACUCUCUUUUUCCCCUGGAGAAAAAAGGAGCUACACGUCCACCCCUGGUAGCAAGAUCUCAUGGGGGACACCAAUAACAACAAGAAAAGAAACAGAAAUGGGAACAGAAAAAAAAGAGGAAAGGAAAGUAGAAGACAAGAAAAGCAUGAUCAUCAGUAUCAUGGACACAUCACAGCAUAAGACUGCUGGGCUUAUUAUGGUUCAUGCAACCAGUAAUGGACAGGCAGUUGGACUGGGCAGAGAACAUGAUUCACCUCCUUCCAAAGGCAUAAUUUCAGAGAGCCCAAAGCCCACAUUAGCUGAACUCAAGCGGACCAAGUCUCCCAGCCCCGAAGCACCCUCCACACCAACUACAACCCCUGCCACACCAUCAACCCCCCAAGCACCCAUUAGUCCAUCCUCAGAUAAAACACCCCAGGCCUCCUCUAGCCCAUCUUCAGAUAAAACCCUGGCUCAAGGAAGCUCAGAAGAAGAUGUGGAGUCCUUUUCUGUUAACUUACCACCUGCCAUGCUGUCCUCUAGUGAUGAGGAGACACGGGAGGAGCUUCGCAAAAUUGGUGUGGUUCCUCCACCAGAUGAAUUUGCAAAUGGUCUCCAAGUGAAGGCACCUGCAGCUUCUGCUACACCUGCAACAGACAAGCUAAUGACACCCUCAGAACCAUCCUCAGUCCCAGGUCCAACCCCUCCAACUGCAGCUGCUACAGCAGCACAGGCCCCUGCCACCAGCGGCCCACCAGCAGCCUCAGGGAAGCCAUCUGAGCCCCACCUGGGCCCAGAGUCUGCUGCUGACUCUGGAGUAGAGGAGGUGGACACUCGCAGCUCCAGCGAUCACCACCUGGAGACCACGAGUACCAUCUCCACUGUCUCCAGUAUGUCCACCCUAUCCUCAGAGAGUGGUGAGCCCACUGACACCUACACGUCCCAUGCCGACGGCCAGACCUUCAUCCUUGAUAAGCCGCCAGUGCCUCCAAAGCCAAAGCUCAAGUCUCAGCUCAGCAAGGGCCCAGUAACUUUCAGGGACCCCUUGCUCAAACAGUCCUCGGAUAGUGAGCUACUCUCACAGCAGCAUGCAGCAGCACUGGCUGCUGCCACGGGGACCUCGGGCCCAACAAGACCCCGCUACCUCUUCCACAGACGCUCCAAGCUAUGGGGGGACCCCAUAGAACCCCGUCCGCUUGCAGGCUCAGAGGAAGGCAAACCCACUGUGAUAAGUGAGCUCAGCUCCAGACUGCAGCAGCUCAACAAGGAUACAUGCUCACUCGGUGAAGAGCCCCUUAUAGGCUCACUUGACCCUGGACGCAAGUCACCUGUGGCUGGUGCCAGACUCUUCAGCAGUCUAGGAGAGCUCCACACCAUCUCUCAACGAAGUUAUGGCACCACGUACACCAUCCGACCAGGCAGCCGUUACCCAAUGACCCGUCGGACACCCAGCCCCGGCUCUGCUUCCCCAGAUCGUUCAGAUCCACUCGGACCCAUCCGAGGCUUCGGCCUGGCUACCUCGCCCACAGCGGCCCCCACCAUCUUGAAAUCCUCCAGCCUCAGUCUACCCCAUGAGCCAAAGGAGGUACGCUUUGUCAUGAGGAGCUCCAGUGCCAGGAGCCGCUCUCCGUCACCCGGACAUUCCCCCGGCGUGCCCUCGCCACUUCUUACGCUGCGCCCCUUCCACCAGAAACCCCUGCACCUGUGGAACAAGUAUGAUGUGGGUGACUGGCUUUCCAGCAUUAAUCUAGCUGAGCACCGUGAGCGCUUCCAGGAGCACGAGAUCGAGGGAUCCCAUCUCCCUGCCCUCACAAAAGAAGACUUUGCCGAGCUGGGCGUGACACGCGUAGGCCAUCGUAUGAACAUUGAGCGUGCCCUAAAACAGCUGAUGGAAAGGUGACCCCCUCCCCCCACUCUGUCUGUAGCUAGUCUUAUUAAUAAAGUUCUUUAUUUUCUUUUCUUUUAUUUAUUUAUUUCCUUUUUUUUUUACCCAGUUUUCAUUUUGGGGAUUUAAUUCAUUACUAUCCUCAUUGGGUCCAUGAAAGCAAGCCCAUCUUAUUUAGUAGCAAAUUUCUCCAAAUUCCUUCCUGUCUCACCAUCAGCAGGAAAUUAGCCAGGUUGUAAUGGAGCUGUGAAAAGCCUGAACAUAUUUAGGCUUGCAUCAUUUGGUUUUCUCUUCUCUCCAACCACUUUCCAUCUAUUCCUGUACACUUGCCCUCCCAGGGGAGGAAAAAAAAAACCCAGCUACCCUAUUUCUUACAAAAGAAAGGAGGGACGUUGUUGGAUGAGGGUUGAAGUUGAGUUGCCUUUCUGAAUAUUUUGUAGUGAAUGAGCAGAGUGGGCGUGGCCGGGUCGUCCCUACCUUCCGCCUGCCCUCUUCUGGCUGAGGGACAUAUUACACCUGGAGAAUGUUAAACCAACACUAGUGGCUUUUUUCAUAAUCAGACUUUUCCUUUGGGGGACCAAAGGGAAUGAGACAUUAAAUAGGAUAUCUCAAUGUAUUAACAUAGCUUUGAAAAAGGUGAGAGAAAGAGAAAUAGAGAGAGAGAGACAGAAAACAGACAAGAUGAACUGUGCUUAACUGCACUAGUCUCUCCCCCUUAGAUGAUGUGAAUUCCAUCAAUAAUUUAUUCAUUUUUACCAAUUAUAUACAUAUAUAUAUUUGAAAAGUAUAUAGAUAUAUGAAUAUAACAUUUUGUCAUAAAUAUAAAACUUAUAUAUGGUAUUCUAUUUAAGGACACUGUCGAUUUUUUUUUUCCCUAAUGUUCAUCCUUUUAUGGACUGUAGCAUGAAAGUCACAUGAUGCCGUGUGACAGCUAUCAGAUUUGUUAACAGUGAAUUGUACCAUGCCCUAUUUCUGUUUUCUUACUUUAUGGGUUUUAUUGCGGUUUAACAACAAUCGGUCUUCCGUCUACUUUUAGGGCAGCCCACAGGGGACAGUGUGUUUGACUGACUGAUCCCACACACACCCCCACCCCACCCCUGCAUCUCACACACAAAUACACACUGCAACGUACUUGACAUCUGUGUCAUGGUGUUAACAGCUCUUCAUGCACUUACACACAUCCAUAUCAAAUUUUAAAUUUCAUCCUAACCAUAUUUUAAUUUGGUGAAUUAGAAAUGAGCUGUGCAAUAAAAGUGUGUGUGUUGGGGAGGGGGAUGCGGGGGGUGUGCCUGUGUGUAUUCGUGUGUCUUAUGAUGGGGCCACUGUGGGAAAAGAUAAGUUUCCCAUACAUGGUAGCUAUUCAGCUGCAUGCUACUGGGAAAUGUUCGACAACUUUAAAAAAAAAAUAAUAAAAAAAUAAAGAAGACAGACUUUACAAACGUAAGAGAUUUUCUGUGCCACUACACAGGGGCUUGUGUGGCUCAGGGGCUCUUCAACUUUAAGCACUGAAGCAUUUCGGCAGUUCAUUUGGGUUGCUUAUUUUUACUGAUUUCUUUUUAUCGGUUUUCUGUUAAGCCCCGUAGUACGUGGAUUUUGUAGCUUGUGAAAUAUAAUGCUUAGGAUAAUUUUUAUCAAUUACCUUAGAAUGAAUUUUAGAAUGUCUGAAAAAAAGAAAAUAAUAAUACAUGUCCUUUCCAAACUUAUAACUGUAUAUAUGGGCAAAUUAUGAAUUUUUUUUAUAUCGAUCACAAGCAAUGUACAUAUGAUAGUUUUCAUAUAAAUUUUUAAAAAAUCAAAAAAUAUAUAGAUCUAUAUAUGAAUGUUUGGCAUAUAUGCAUAGUUAACCACCUGUGGAAAAAGGUGAAAAGAUUUUAUUCUUUGUAUGGACUGAGUUUGGGGAUGAUUUGCACAAAACAAGGUGCUAGCAUUCAAGCCAUCCAUUCUUACGUCUCUGUGUCCGCACUUUCCUCCAUCCCUCCGCGAAGAAAACACCUCGUAUCUGUUUAACACAAACUAUAAGCAAGAAGAGAUAUAUGAAUAUGAAGAAAUGUGCAUACAAUGGACAGCUGUCUGUGUGUGCACGCACCCAAACCACAUUAACUUUAACCCACACAGAAGCAGUGAAUACGCCUGUACUCACUUAUCUACAUGCAGCCAAGGAGAACUGUUCUUCUGCCUCUCUUUGAUGAAGCUUUUUGGAGCCAUGCCCCUUGCACCAAGAAAGAACACUGUGUCGUAAGACCUCUUUUCGGGCGGCUGCAUCAUUUCCGAAUCACCACUCUUCAUCGCGUUGGCUGAGUCCGGAUCUAAAACUCGGUUUCCUCCGCUGUGCCCUUCUAGCAGACAGGCCUAGCAGAGUGGCGACUGGCUUUGUGGCGGUCAUUAAAAUCCAGCCUCGCUUCUGGAAGGUGCUCGUCGUUGCAGGAUGUGGAAAGAGGGAUUUCUGACCAUAAUAAGGCUUAAAAAGGGAAAGGAACGAGCCGGUUUCAACCUCAGGUGCUUCAUUCAUGGGCUACAAAAGUUCAAAAUUUUAAGGGUUGAUUGUUCAGUGCACUUUGGUUUAUACGCAUUUUGGCGUGCAAGUCUUCAACAGGAACAGGAAUCAUGUAGUUUUUUUUUCUUUUGCGCUAGCAUCAAGAAAAUCAAGAUUCUCUGAUUGACUACAAGGACAACUACGGUCUGUAGUUGGUUGCAAUGUCAGUCAUGUUUCCUGUUUCUUUUGAAGGAGGCGAUUCUCGUACACGAUUGUUUGUGAAGAAAAAAAGUACCAGACUCUCUAGUGUACUAGAAGGAUGGCUUGUGACACUAGAAACACCAAACCUCAUAGUUUUAAAACAAUAAGAAACUGUCAGAGAAGUUUAUUUUUAAAAAGGAAUCCAGGAAAUUUAAACUCUUUGUCUUAAUCGUCCCACUAAAUUAACUCAUUAACAUAAAAUGGUUUAAAAAAAAAUAAAAUAACUACAGACAUUAAGUUCAUGCGAUGCCACCGUUUUGCAUAAAACCAAUUUGAAGCUGGAAUGGCACCGAGUAAAACUGGGUUUAGAAUCAGGACCCUGAUAAAACUGUGACUUACACUCAUAUUUGACACUGCAGACCAUCUAAGAGACUUGAAAAUAUGCAUUAAACAUUGAAUCUUUUGAUUGAAUCCUAGCAUUUUUUUAAAUCAGUAAUUUCAAUCCAGACAUGCAAUUUGAAAGCAAGAUGUACAAGGUUUGCCAUAAGAUUGUCUCAUACAGGGCUCUUUCUCAGAAGCCAGAGAUGAUUAGUUCUGUAGUCGAUGUAGAUCAGCUCAUCUCUGAUGCUCUGAGCCUUCGUGCCACGGUCAUCCGUGAUCCCUUUUGUUUUUACCGGUCUGCCAUAUCCACCUCCCAUGACUUUCUCUUCUCAUCCCCGUUACCAAUUCUGAAAUAUUUACUUUUGUGUUUGUGUCUAUAUGGAGUGCUUAGUAAUAAUAAAAAAAGGUGAAAGGUUUAAAGAAAAAAAAUAAAACUAUGUGCCAAAAAGUGAUUAGUUUAUAGCUAUUCAUUGACACUAGUUCUGUUGAGAUUUAAAAACUGUUAGACUCAGCACUAUAGUGCCACCUCCUGGAAAUCUUGAGAACUCCAGACAUCAUGCUUUAAAGCACUUUUUCUUUUUUUUUCUUACUCUAUUAGACAUUUUUAUGUUUUGUAGAGUGUUACUCUAACUUGUAAUCGGUCUAGUUCGUGAGGUUUUCAUGUGGUUUGAAUAUCAGUUUUGUUCUUUGGGCUGAACUCCAGUAAGCCUUUGAGUGGGUGACUGCAUUAGAUAGCUACCUUUAAAAAGCCUUCUCUCUUCCUCUUCAGCCUCAGAUACACGACAAAUUUGAUCCUCUAAAAAAUGUUUUAAUUAAACAGAAAAAACAACAACAAGAGAAUGGAAAUGAUUUCUUUGUAACUUCAACUAUAUUUAACAAGCAAGUUGGGGAAAAUGUUAAAUAAACCAACAUCAUUAACAUUACCAUGCUCUGUAGAGUUGUCACUCGUUUCCUGACCAACAAAAGCACAAUAAAAAUGGCAAGAAAUGCA
Molecule: messenger RNA, 9710 nt
Organism: Clarias gariepinus (North African catfish)
Lineage: Eukaryota; Metazoa; Chordata; Actinopteri; Siluriformes; Clariidae
Gene: shank3a
Product: SH3 and multiple ankyrin repeat domains 3a
Exons: 22
Coding region: 1-5679 (1892 amino acids)
Cellular component (GO): postsynaptic density; dendritic spine; postsynaptic membrane
Molecular function (GO): ionotropic glutamate receptor binding; synaptic receptor adaptor activity
Source: RefSeq, a predicted model, not a curated record